GGGUGAAGUAGAAAUAAUUGGGUAAACUCAUUAUUUUCAGUGGAAUCCUUGAAGUAAUCGCACAAUCCUCAAAGUUCAUAAGAGCUUCCAGAUGUUAUUCAAAAAGAAUGCUUUUGAGAUAAAAAUCUCACCAAGAGCUUUGGUUUUCUUGAAAAAUUGUCGGACCUUAGCGAUUACUUUCUGAAACCGAAUCACUCCACCUUCCUGUUAGCAAAUAUCGAUAGGGCCGGGAAUUAAAGCCAAAUUUAUCAAUGAGAGUUGCAUAAUAUGUACAACAACUAAUUGUAUCGUUUGCACUGAUCUGUUGAGAUUACGCCUUUGAACAGUGUAAAACAAUAAGGUCUCUUACAAAUUGCAAUCAAAUUCUUCAAUAGCAUGUACAUAUCAACGGUCAAAACUGUAGGCAAAUCCGUCUGUCUGCGUGAUAGAAAUCCUACAAUAACAAUCCGGCUUCAGAGACUGCCCAUUAAAACGACACAAUAACAUAAUUUAUAUUUGAGCUCUCAUUACCUGCAACAAAGUAGGCAUCGCACUGAUGAGGUCUACUACAACGCCUCCCUUUUAUGAGAUCAGGUAAAUGCACGCUCCAUGGUUGCUAUGAUUUGGAAGCGUCAAAUUCCAGGUAUGUGAAUGACGAUCACAAAAGAAUUGCAACAAGUUCGAGCUGCGUUUUCCAAUUGGAUAGGGGAAUUUUAAAUUGGAAUAUUUCAAAGUACUAUUACGAUAUGUUAGAUAAACUAUUUUGGAAAUCAACGUAUACUAUUCAUAACUCGAUAUGGAGCAAAAGAUCAUGAUUUAUUUUCUAACGAAAACCACAACAUAUUGAUCCAAAAGCAUACAGCUGACUUUCCUACGAAAAACCGGAUCAACCAUCCCAACUGGUCCCAGCGCUCGUCCAUUAUGCAUGGAAACAUAUGGUCAAAGUUUCUUUUCCCGCGACUACUGUGGGUGGUGAAAGUUCCACUUUUUCUCGAGUAAAGUAACGUUCAAUCGAUACCAGCUGGGCGGAUGGUCACGCCGGAACGUCCGGCAAUGGCCGGGACGGGACGAUGACGGGAAUAAUUGAUUUCGAUUCAACCAUCUGUCUUCGUCCGUCGGUUAGAGUUUAGUAAUCUAGUCCCCCUGGCAGAAUGCUGGCCGAUCGAUCGAUAGUAACGAUUGUAAACCAUCAAUUAGGGGGGGCUUCUGUGUUUGCUGCAGAGCUAUGUCAAUCCAACUCUCGAUGAAUGGUUGUCGCUUGUCCCAUUUAUGGUGUGGUGUGGAAUAUGAGAAGCAAUCAAUUGCAUCAAUUAUCUCGUCGAAGGAGUGUUAAUUGAUAAGAUUCGAAGCUGUUUGAGGAUGAACACUCGAUUAUGCAGUUAACGUAACGCAUUUCAUUGGUGUUCAGAGAAUUUAUCAAGUCUGAAUGAGAUGAUACGAUACUAAACCAUUAUAUGUCUCCAAAUUCAUCGAAGGCCUUCAGUUGAAUUUUCAUAAACUUGAUUGUUGCCUCAAAGACACAGCAGAUGAAACCGAGCUAAUUAAAACUUUUUAUAGAAAAGUAAUUUCUACACAAAAUGGCAAUGCAUUAUAAUUGAAAGGUAUUGAAAGAUGAACCCGCUAUGGGCUGCAAAUUUCAAUAAUAAAGAAAUAAUAAUAAUAAGAAUCGACUAACACACAUGUGGAAUCAUGUUUCAAGCGACGACAAAGAUGUAUGUUUAUGACUUUUGAACUUUUUUCAUGUAAUUUUAUAUACAUAUCCUUCAAUGUCGACUUAAAAAAGCUACACUGUUCAUAUGUAUUUCAACUGGCAAAGAAUACUUAAAAUCGAAUAGGAAUUGAGGAGCAAACUCAAUCAUCGUCCUUCGUAGGAAAUGUACCUCCAGAAGCAUCAUAAUCCCUCAAAAAAGUACCUCCUCCUACAGGUAUCGUCAAGGACUGCUCAGGAUGGCUAUAAAACGAGAUCCGGAGCAUUGCCCGUCUGUCAUUUGUGGAAUCUCUGUCAGUGCGAUACGUGAAUAAGUUAAGAUGCUGCUGCUCAACCUGUUUGCUGCAGGUUGUCUGCUCCUGGUAGUUUCCGGUGCCAGUCUCAAGAAGGAUGAUAAAUCUGAGGAAGUUCAGACUAAGGAUCUCGUUAGGCAGAAACGCCAUUUCGAUUGGUACGGUGGUGAUUGGUACAGUCCCGACUGGUAUGGUACCGAUUGGUACGGCACGUAUCCUGCCGUAGAGUACUACUAUCCUCAAGCUGAACCGCUGUACUAUCCUACGUACGAGUACCCUAAGUACGAGUAUCCCAAGUACGAGUACCCUAAGUACGAGUACCCUAAGUACGAAUACCCAAAGUAUGAGUACCCGAAGUAUGAGUACCCGAAGUACGAUUACCCCAAGCACAAGUACGAGUACCCGAAGCACGAUUAUCCCAAGAAGGAUUAUCCCAAGCACGAUUAUCCCAAGCACGAUUAUCCCAAGAAGGAUUACCCCAAGCACGAUUAUCCCAAGAAGGACUACCCGAAGCACGAUUACCCCAAGAAGGACUACCCGAAGCACGACUACGAGCACAAGCACGACUACGAUCACAAACACCACUACGAUCACAAGGAGCCGUGCCACGAUGAGAAGAAGGACUACAAACCACAGCCACACAGUUACGACCAUUAUACGACCACGCACCGCUACUAUACAUCAACGCCGCAACCGUAUCACCACAACAUCAAUCACAUCGAUGCUGACAACGGCCUGCACCAUAACGGAUCGCCACUACUUCCUUUCGGAAGCAAACCCCUGCUCAAGUUGACGGCGUUGGAAUCUUUGCUGAAUCAUCUUACAACUACAUCAACUACCACGCCGCAGCCCUAUCACCAUUAUUCCUAAGGCCAUGGCCUUCCGCGAUCAGGCGGCGUGCUAGGAUCAAUGGACACCAACCGUCAGUAUUACAUCAACAGUUCGGCUGAGGUAACGCAGCGUAACAUCGCUUUUUGUCUGACAGACCACCAAAAAAAAAAAACGUAUAGCUUGGCCGUUAAGACAAACCAGUAGUCUCUAUCUGUUCCGCUGUGUAAUUCGCAAAAUUUAAUAAAAAUAAUUCUAAAUUUAUAA
Molecule: messenger RNA, 3075 nt
Organism: Aedes albopictus (Asian tiger mosquito)
Lineage: Eukaryota; Metazoa; Arthropoda; Insecta; Diptera; Culicidae
Product: putative eggshell protein
Exons: 2
Coding region: 2008-2850 (280 amino acids)
Source: RefSeq, a predicted model, not a curated record